This is a messenger RNA of Polychytrium aggregatum, 633 nucleotides long. RefSeq lists its product as uncharacterized. Lineage: Eukaryota; Fungi; Chytridiomycota; Chytridiomycetes; Polychytriales. The coding region runs from base 1 to 633 and encodes 210 amino acids. The record is from RefSeq and is a predicted model, not a curated record. The transcript is spliced from 4 exons.
AUGGGCAACCGACUCUUUGUCGAAAAUCGCGUCGCCGAAGAUCUCGAGGCCAAAGGACUGCACGUCCCAGAGGCCAUUGAUGUCACCAACAAAAUGGAAUACGUCCAGUUCCUGAACACCUUGGAUCAUAAGCCUGCAUUCUUGGGAGGACGCAACAAUGAAUGGCGCGAGCUUCCGAACCUUCGUAUGUAUCUGUCCAACGUCGAAUAUAAGCCGUCCCAGACCCACGGAAUUGUGAUGUACGAUAUGAUUCUCAAGCGCCCGUACAACCCCAAAUCCGGCUCGCGGAAAUCGAGUGCAGCAUCGUCUGUACCCAAUAUCAUGCACCAGAUAACUGAUCCCAACGACGAAAAUGCUCAGAUAUCUAUAUUGAUACCGACAAAGAAACCACCUAAACCCUCGCCCACGGUAAAGAAGGUGCAGCAAACCCGCAAGCUCCGACGACUUCGAGAAGCGUACGGUCUUGGACAGGCUGAUGGCGCGGCUCAUGUGCAUGUCCAUGCCCAUGCGCUCCACGACUUUGAGAUCGAUGACGACUUUGAUAACUUGUUUGAUUGGACAACCGAGCUCGACGCCGAGGGCUUGAAAGACAACGUCAACGACUACACGCUCUUCACGGAAGCCACAAACUAG